Psammomys obesus (fat sand rat) is the source of this 2734-nucleotide messenger RNA. It is a transcript of the gene Serpini2, whose product is annotated as serpin family I member 2. Gene Ontology annotation, biological process: negative regulation of endopeptidase activity. Gene Ontology annotation, molecular function: serine-type endopeptidase inhibitor activity. Lineage: Eukaryota; Metazoa; Chordata; Mammalia; Rodentia; Muridae. The record is from RefSeq and is a predicted model, not a curated record.
GAGCUGGCCUUCACCGAUAAGCGGCUGCCUCAUAUAAGAGCGUUUUCCAGUAAGCAUAUUUUACUUACAGUAUUCCAGUAAACAACCAGAAGUUAAUUUGGGAAGUCAAGAUGGAUAAGAUCAUAUUGUGGAGUUUUCUGCUGUUUGUUUCUGAGAGUCAAGUUUCAAGAACAGUGGCUCAGAAAAAUGCUGAAUUUUCAGUGGAUCUUUAUAAGGCUAUUUGUUUAUCCCACAAGAACAACAUUAUAUUUUCACCUCUUGGAACAACUGUGCUUCUUGGAAUGGUCCAAUUAGGCGCAAAAGGAAAAGCACAACGGCAGAUCCGGCAAACUUUGAGGAUGCCGGCUACCUCAUCAGGAGAGGAAUUUUCUGUGCUGAAGUCACUUUUUUCAGCCAUUGCGAAGAAGAAACAAGAAUUUACAUUUAAUCUUGCCAGUGCCCUCUACCUCCAAGAAGGAUUCACUGUGAAGGAAACAUAUCUCCAUGGCAACAAGCAGUUUUUUCAGAGUGCUACAAAACUGGUGGAUUUUCUGGAUGCAAAAUCUUGCGCACAGACAAUAAGCACCUGGGUAGAAAGCAAAACAGAUGGAAAAAUUAAAGAUAUGUUUUCAGAGGAAGAAUUUGGCCCCCUGACUCGUCUGGUCCUGGUAAAUGCCAUUUAUUUCAAGGGUGACUGGAAACAGAAAUUCAGAAAAGAAGACACAGAGAUGACAGAUUUUAGUAAGAAAGACCGCUCAACAGUCAAGGUUCCAAUGAUGAAGGCUCGGUUGAGAGCAAAAUACGGUUAUUUUUCUGAGUCACUUAUGACCUGCCAGGUUUUGGAACUGCCUUACAAGGCUGAUGAAUUUAGUUUAGUCAUCAUUCUUCCCACAAAAGAUAUGAGCAUUGAAGAAGUGGAAAAACAAGUUACUGUUAAUCGCAUCCGGAGAUGGUUCUCUGAGCUACGUGAACAAGAAGUGGAAGUCAGCCUGCCUCGAUUUAAAAUAGAACAAAAAUUAGAUUUCAAGGAAGCACUAUAUUCUUUAAACGUAACUGAGAUGUUUAGUGGUGGCUGUGACCUUUCUGGAAUAACAGAUUCAUCUGAAGUGUAUGUCUCCAAAGUCAUGCAGAAAGUUUUCUUUGAGAUAAAUGAAGAUGGAAGCGAAGCUGCAACAUCCACAGGUAUGAACAUUCCUGCAAUCAUGAGUUUGACUCAAACUCAGUUUCUAGCAAAUCAUCCAUUUCUGUUUAUUAUGAAGCACACCCAAACAGAAUCGAUUUUGUUUAUGGGAAGGGUGACAGAUCCUGACAUCCAAACAAUGAAAGGGAGAGAUUUAGAUUCACUGUGAAUAAAAAUCAUGGUCUCGUAAUACAUGACAAUCUUUAGAAAAUGGUUGACGGGUAAAAUCUCAUCAUUUCAAAAAAAUUUGAACAUUUUCUGAUUAAAACUGUGCAUAUAAAAUAAGUAAAGACAAAUAUAAAUCUUUUCCUUCUUAUGCUUUUCUAAAGAACUGUGCUAUAUAAAACAUAAAUAAAUCCCAAUUGUUCAAAAAAAUUCUAAGAUAAUUUGACAUCACAUUUGUUUGGCAGGGGCUGAUAGUUCAGUUGGUAAAGUGUUUGUCUUGCAAGCACGAGUGCCUAAGUUCAGCUGCUGAACCCAGGUAAAGAGAGCAAAAUGUGCUGGUAUGCUUAUAUUUGCAGCAUUGGGGAGGCAGAGCCAGGCUUUUCGUUGAGACUCAAUGGGUAGCCAUAUUUGCCUUCUUGUGGAGGUCUAAGCCAGUGAGAAACCUGUCUCAGCAACAACAGAAACAGUGGAUAGUGUCUGUAGGAUGUCGCAAUGGGAGCCUUCCUGUCUCCACAUGUAUGUGUCCAAAUGGAUACACAGAUGUGUACACCCUCAAACACAUAUGCAUGCAUAUAUGGACAUGUACAUUCUCUCACAUACAAACAUGCACACACACACACACAAAAAAAAAAUAAAUUUAGAUAUCAAAUAUAAAGACUGAACUGUUGGAUUCCCACUCAUGGUAGUUUUAUCUAGACCUUAGCAGAAUAAAGCCAAGAAAGAAUGCCCAUGGUAGAUUCCUCUCUAGGUUGUGGUAUAGAGAUCCUAGGAUCUAUGACCAGCGUACAAGUUUUGUGUAUUUCACUAAUUGUGUUAUUCCUUGUGUUAUAAUAAUGUCUGUACUUUUCUGUAUCAUUUGGGAUUUAUCAUCAUUUUUCCUACUGAUUUAUUCUAUAAAUGUAUAUGGAAAACAGGAAUACUGAAAACUUUGAUAAAAUUCUUAGUUUGCUUAUAUAAAAAUGGCAACCAAGUCAAUGUGAUUAGAGAGGAUUACUACCCGUAAAUUUUGAAAAACUAGAUAGCAUAGCAUCGAUAGAUACAGCCAAGAUUGUCCUCCAUAAAGAACCCUUCUUUUCCCCCUUUUUUUGACCUAUUAUUUCUCAUUACAUAAUCCCAUUCCUAUUUUCCAUAGUAUGUCCAUAUCUUAUAAAAUAUUUAGAUUCUGAAUACAAAAGAAAGCCUGUGAUAUUUUUCUUUCUAAAUCUGGCUUAUCAUACUUAGCAUGGUAAUCUCUGGUUCCAUUUUCCUGAAAGUGACAUAAUUUUAUUCUUCUCUAUGGAUGUUUCAAUCUUCAUUGUGUGUAUAAACCACACUGUCUUUAUCUACUUGCUCAUAAAUUGAGGGGCAUCUAGGCUGCUUUGAUUUUUGUCAGUUGUGUGCAGUGCUAUAAUAAACAUAAAUGUACAAGUA